Molecule: messenger RNA, 886 nt
Organism: Histoplasma capsulatum G186AR
Lineage: Eukaryota; Fungi; Ascomycota; Eurotiomycetes; Onygenales; Ajellomycetaceae
Product: ADP-ribosylation factor
Exons: 6
Coding region: 326-877 (183 amino acids)
Biological process (GO): intracellular protein transport; vesicle-mediated transport
Cellular component (GO): cytoplasm
Molecular function (GO): GTPase activity; GTP binding
Source: RefSeq, a predicted model, not a curated record
CUAAAUCGUAAUGCGAUUGCCAGUUGCAGGCGACUUUCCAUUGCCCGUUCCAAACGUAAUAUUUUUUUAUCCCCUCGGCAUGCUUUGAUCUAUUAUAGUAUUUUACCUCGUUGGGCCUGAACUCUUCUUAGCUAUCAUUCUCAAACACUUCUUCCUGCUCCUCACAUUCUCCACCAUAUCAAGACGUAGGGACGGAUACCAACUGGUCGGUCUUUGUUGACGGACAGACUAUUUGUACCCUUCCGAGGCGUCUGUCGAUUCUGCCCCCCUUGAAGUAUCCGCAAUACACCAAUUGCUCCUGCGACGUUGGCGAACGACAUCAACAAUGGGUGGCCAAGUCUCCAAAAUCAUGGGAAAGAUCUUCGGAUCGAAAGAAAUGCGUCUUCUUAUGUUGGGCCUCGACGCUGCAGGAAAGACAACAAUUCUCUACAAAUUAAAACUCAACCAGGACGUUACCACCAUUCCUACUGUCGGAUUCAACGUCGAGUCCGUUACCUAUAAGAAUGUCAAGUUCAAUGUCUGGGAUGUUGGUGGACAGGACAAAAUCCGCCCUCUUUGGCGACAUUAUUUUUCUGGCACCCAGGGUCUCAUUUUCGUUAUUGACUCGAACGAUCGCGCCCGCAUCGACGAAGCACGCCAGGAGCUCCAUCGGAUCAUCCUGGAUCGGGAGAUGAAGGAGGCUUUGCUGCUAGUUUUCGCAAAUAAGCAAGAUAUUCCCGGAGCUAUGACCCCCCAGGAAGUCACUGACAAGCUCCAAUUGACCCAACUCAAGGACAAAGUGUGGUUUGUUGUCCCGAGUUGUGCGACCACAGGCGAGGGAUUGUUUGAGGGGCUGGCUCUCCAACAAUGUCAAGUCUCAACCGCAAAAGCAAAUUAAAUAAAUGCU